GUUGUCAGGACGCCCGGGAAAAUGUGCCGAAAAUGGAGCAGCAGUUGUCUUUUGUUGGUGAUUGUUUUCUUGAUGGAUAUAAGCAAGGCUCUGGACAAGGUUCACAUAGGAGGAAUUUUCGACCGUCGCUCCAUCCAGGCGCUCACAGCCUUCAGACACGAGGUACACAUCUUUAACCGGGCGCAGGCCAAACGGUUCCGGGUACUCAACGACACCAGCAUUCUGGACGUCACAGACAGCUUCGCAGUGAGCAACGCGCUAUGCCAUAAUCUGGAAAAGUUCCUUCUUAUGUACAUCGAUGGAGUGUUCCUCAUGAAUGACACCGAAAUCAACAAUUCAAAGUUCCAUUUUCUGCUGGGCGAUCUGGGUAUGUUGGAAAUCAAUCUGACAAACUUCAAGAUCGGCGGCCUGGACAUUACAGGCUUCCAACUGGUGGACCCUCUCAACCAGACGGCCAAGCUGUUUAUUUCCACCUGGUCGAACCUUGACCCCAAGUUCUGGCCAGGGGCGGGGACCGAGCAUCUAAAUUACGAAGCAGCAUUAGCCGCCGAUUCUGUCCGCCUAUUCACGAGAGCUUUCGGUUCUCUGCUGCACAAGAACCCUGGUUUCUUGAGGCGGAGCCGGCUGGCAGGGAUCGGGAAGUCCCUCAAAUGUACCGAUGACUCAGAGGUGCGCACGGGCUACGGCGAGGAGAUUCUGCAGGAGAUGAAGAGGGUCAGAUUUGACGGCAUAACUGGACAUGUGGAGUUUGAUGAGUACGGACAGAGGAAAGAUUUCACUCUAGACAUUUACAAUGUGGCGAUGGCUCGUCGGGCGGCGAAGGUCGGGUUUUGGAGUCAGCGAGAGGGGCGUGUCCACAUGCAGCCGCCCAGACUGGUCCCCAACCCCGAGGAGACGAACGAGAACAGGACCCGCAUUGUGGUCACCAUCAUUGUGGGAUUCGACUACGCUAUUCGAUUCGUCAAAGACGGCAGUUACGGGUCUGUCUUGUCCAACGGAUCUUGGGACGGUAUCGUCGGAGAACUCAUAGCCCACGAAGCCCACAUGGCCAUCGCCCCGUUCACCAUCACGGCAGACAGGAGCCGCGUCAUCGACUUCACCAAGCCCUUCAUGAGUCUAGGGAUCUCCAUCAUGAUCAAGCGGCCCCAGCCGGCCGGCAAACAUUUCUUCUCUUUCAUGGAGCCGCUCUCCUACGAGAUCUGGAUGUGUAUCGUGUUCGCCUACAUAGGCGUCUCCGUCGUGCUCUUUCUCGUCAGCAGGUUCAGUCCCAACGAGUGGCACCUAUCGGAGACGGAACAUUCUAUCGCAAACGACUUCUCCAUCUCCAACUCUCUGUGGUUCUCUCUGGGCGCCUUCAUGCAGCAGGGAUGUGACAUCUCGCCCAGGCAGAAUUCCGAGUUCCAGACGUACAAGCGGAUGUGGGCGUAUAUGACGUCAGCACAGCCCAAUGUGUUCGUUCAAAAACACGAGGACGGUAUCGCCCGGGUCCGGGAUUCGGGCGGCAAGUACGCCUACUUGACAGAGUCCACAACCAUCGAAUACGUCAGUAGUCGCAAGCCGUGCGAUACUUUGAAGGUCGGAAACAAUUUGAACUCGGAUGGAUUCGGAAUCGGAACACCUCUCGGUUCGGAUCUAAAAAGCAACCACAACACAUUUUUUCUGUCUGCUGAUGCAGAGUUUGUCUAGAAGUCCAAGAUAGACUCGGAUACCACACGGAUGUCUUUCGGGUCGGCGCUGAGGUCAAAGGCCAGGCUUUCCUUCAGAGGUCACGUGGACAAGGAGCACCGGGUCAACGGCACCAGACGACGUUCGCAUAACUCGGUCACGNACACCUACAAAGGCCCGUCCAGUGUGGUAGGCGGGAGCCACGGCUUUGAUGACGUCAACACACACACAGAAGUCUGACACAGCGCCCUGCCUCGCAACAACCGACACCACUAGCAUCGAAUCUCUCUCAUCCGGAUAUACUCGCCCUACGGGAACCGCUGGAGUCGACUCGGCUCGCGGGAACCGGUUAUCAUCCGGUUUUAACCGAAUCGAAUCCACCCACAGCUCAUGGAAGUCACACGUUACUCAAUUCUCCAUUUCAGUUGUCAGUGUUUUUCUCAUUGUUUGUUUUAAUUUUUUUCCCUUUAUUCUAAAAAAAAAAAAUUAUUCAAGGGGGGUACAAAAUAAUGGUGGUGGAAUGGAUGGUGGGAGCGGUGUUGAGAUAUUAAUUUAUUUAUACAAAUGAAAUGAAUGCAGUUGUACAGUUAUUAGUAUUGUAUCAAUAAACAUUUCCUCAGCAAGCUGUUAAAAUGUGCUAAACCCAAAAGUGUGAUUUUAAAAAAAAAUCCAGUUUUUUAAACUGUGGUAUCGCUUGCAUGUCGAAAUUCAAUUCC
This is a messenger RNA of Aplysia californica (California sea hare), 2381 nucleotides long. Its product is annotated as glutamate receptor 2. The record is from RefSeq and is marked provisional. Gene Ontology annotation, molecular function: transmitter-gated monoatomic ion channel activity involved in regulation of postsynaptic membrane potential; glutamate-gated receptor activity. NCBI's taxonomy places the organism in Eukaryota, Metazoa, Mollusca, Gastropoda, Aplysiida, Aplysiidae. Gene Ontology annotation, biological process: modulation of chemical synaptic transmission; monoatomic ion transport; synaptic transmission, glutamatergic. Gene Ontology annotation, cellular component: plasma membrane; postsynaptic membrane.